GUGAAGCAUGUGUGAGGUACAUUGCGUCAGAGCAGUGCAAACAAAUGACACUUGGAAGAGGUGGGAUAGACUAUUUAAGGAGCAGUGUUUGAGGGCUCCAGUACAACCAAGCAACUCUCUGUUCUCACCCAUCUACAACGGGAACGCACAUCUCCUUUAAAAGUUAUGUACAGUGGGAUCUGCAUCUGCCUUUUCCUGGCUGUCCUGGCCACCAACUCCUCAGGGCAGCAACCUUCAGGGUCCCACAAUGCCAACCCAGUGAUCACUGACUUCGAGCAGACCCUGGCGGAGAACCAUCGUCAUGCCCGCACCCCAGCCUCGGGGGGUCCAUUGAAAUCAGUCCCACGAAUGGAUGGCAAUGCUGACCCCAAAGCCAACCUUGGAGUUCUGUUGGCCAAAUACCUCCAGCAAGCCCGAAGAGGUUCCCCUGGGAAAAUCUCUGCGAUGGGAUUACAGAGUUUUGACCCUACACACAGGAUAAAAGACAGAGACUACAUGGGCUGGAUGGAUUUUGGACGCCGCAGUGCUGAAGAAUACGAGUACUCUUCUUAAAGAGCAUCAAACGAUCCUUAAGAGAAAUAAAAAUUAAGUCCCAUUGCUGUACAAAAAAAAAAAUUGUCAUCCUUUUCAAAUCAGUGUUUUAAAAACAUAUGUACUGGAUGUAAAUUUGUCUGUAAAACUAUACAAUGCAAUAUAUAUUAUAUAAACAUA
This is a messenger RNA of Heteronotia binoei (common prickly gecko), 711 nucleotides long. RefSeq names its product cholecystokinin (gene CCK). NCBI's taxonomy places the organism in Eukaryota, Metazoa, Chordata, Lepidosauria, Squamata, Gekkonidae. The record is from RefSeq and is a predicted model, not a curated record. The transcript has 3 exons. The coding region runs from base 166 to 552 and encodes 128 amino acids. Gene Ontology annotation, cellular component: extracellular region; axon. Gene Ontology annotation, biological process: digestion. Gene Ontology annotation, molecular function: neuropeptide hormone activity.